UAGCCGGUCUCUCCCCUAGUGGCUUUGUGUUCACAUAAUGUCCAUCGGGUCAACAGUUCGACUGGCACCAGAAGAAUCUUUUGGAUAGCCUAUAUCUUUUCGUGUUCCUUUCUUUGCUUUGUUCCUCUCUUUCGGCGGUGUGUCGCUUCCACACGCGAACAUUAUUAUAUUAUGAACUUUUGACUGAAGGAUCUUGAUCUGAACACAAACAUACACAACAACCACUGCCUUUUUUUUUUUCUUUCAAUCGUGAUCUGAGCCACUGCAGUACCAUAAACGGUGGAGACCGCCAUGACCGCCCACGAAGCCUCCUCUUCAUCCUCUUUCAAGUCAAAACUUUGGAAUUACGACGUAUUCUUGAGCUUUAGCGGUGUAGACACGCGCAAUGGCUUCACGGACCACCUCCACGCGGCAUUAACAGACAGGGGAUAUCAGGCUUAUAUCGAUCAGGACGAUCUAAAAAGAGGGGAAGUAAUAAAAGCGGAACUGUUCCGGGCAAUUGAAGAGUCGAGAAUCUCUAUCAUUAUCUUCUCAAAGAGGUACGCAGAUUCAACUUGGUGUCUUGAUGAGCUGGUGAAGAUCAUGGAGUGCAGAUCCAAACUGGGGCGACAUGUUUUGCCAAUAUUCUAUCACGUUGAUCCUUCGCAUGUUAGGAAGCAGUACGGAGAUUUAGCCGAAGCAUUCCAGAAGCACGAAGAGGGCAUCGGUGAAGAAAAAGAUGACAAGAAACGUGAAUUUAAACAAGAAAGGAUAAAGCAAUGGAGAAAGGCUCUUACAGAAACUGCAAAUUUGGCUGGCCACCAUCUUCAAAUCACUGACAAUAGGCGCGAAGCAAAGCUGAUUAGAGAAAUUAUUAAAAAGAUUACAGAAUGGCUUCCAAGCGCAAACAAAUUACAUGUGGCCAAGCACCAAGUUGGAAUUAGUUCUCGCAUUCAAGAUAUUAUCAGACAUCUUUCAAGUGGUGGAUCAAAUGACGUUGUCAUGGUUGGAAUUUGGGGGAUGGGUGGAUUGGGUAAAACAACAGUUGCCAAAGCCAUUUAUAACCAUGUUUAUCAUAAAUUUGAAUUCAAAAGUUUCCUCACCGACGUUAGUGACACUGUAAAUAAACAUGGUAUGGUUCACUUGCAAGAAAAACUUAUUUUUGACAUCUUGAAAAGGAAGUCUCAAAUAAGUAGUGUUGAUGGAGGUAUCAGUCUGAUAAAACAACAUUUUCAACAUAGAAGGGUACUUGUCAUCAUCGACAACAUAGAUGAAGUGGAACAACUAAAUGCAAUAGCUGGAAAUCAUGAUUGGUUUGGUCCAGGAAGUAGAAUUAUCAUAACGACACGAGAUGAACAUUUGCUAAAGCAAGUGGAUAAGACAUAUCCGGCUCAGAAAUUGAAUAAAGGAGAAGCUCUGGAGCUCCUUAGUUGGCAUGCAUUUGGAAAUAGUUAUCCGAAUGAAGGAUAUCUUGAACUCUCACAAAAGGUUGUUUCUUACUGUGGAGGUUUGCCACUAGCCCUUGAAGUUUUAGGUUCCUUUUUAAAUAAAAGAACCAUACCAGAGUGGAAAGAUCAAUUGGAGAAAUUGGAAAAAACUCCUUAUGAAAAAAUAGUAAAACCAUUAAGAAUAAGUUUUGACGGGCUAGAUGAUACACAAAAAACUAUCUUCCUUGACAUAUCUUGUUUUUUUAUUGGAUGGAACAAAGACUAUGUUGCAAAAGUAUUCGAUGGAUGUGAUUUUUUCCCUACAAUAGGAAUCAAUGUCCUUCGUGAACGAUGCCUUGUAACUAUUGAAGACAACGAGUUGAAUAUGCAUGAGUUGCUUCAAGAAAUGGCCAAAGUAAUUAUUUCUGAAAAGUCCCUUGGUCAUCCUGAAAAAUGGAGUAGGUUGUGGAAUCCUCAAGAGGUCACCGAAGUAUUGGAAAAUGAAUUUGGAACUGAAGAAGUUGAAGGACUUGCUCUAGAUAAUUCUUUUUCGUAUGACAUGUCGAGCUUCAGUACAGAAGCAUUUGCCAAUAUGAAGAAACUGAGAUUGCUUCAGCUCAACAACGUAAAGCUCAAUGGAGAAUACAAACAUCUUCCCAAAGAGUUAGUAUGGUUGUGCUGGCAUAGAUUCCCUUUAGAGUCCAUACCAGAUGACUUUUUUAAUCAACCAAGACUAGUUGUUUUAGAGAUGCAGUAUAGCCAAUUGGUACAAGUUUGGAAGGGUUCCAAGUUGCUUCAGAAGUUAAAAAUUAUUCAUCUCAAGUGUUCCCAUUUCUUAACUCAAUCACCAGACUUUUCACAAGUCCCAAAUCUUGAAGAGUUGAUAUUGGAACAUUGUGUCAGUCUGUCCGAGAUUCACCCCUCCAUUGGUCAUCUUAAAAGACUUUCUUUGGUGAACCUUCAAGGAUGCAAAGUGCUUAUCUCGCUUCCAAGGGAUUUCUAUAAGUCGACAUCUGUUGAAACUCUUUAUCUUAAUAACUGUUCAAAUUUCAGAGAACUGCAUGAGGAUUUAGGGGGGAUGACAUCGUUGAGAAUACUUGAAGCAAAUUUAACAUCAAUAAGACGAGUACCACCUUCCAUAGUAAGAUUGAAGAAUCUCACUCGUUUAUCCCUACAUGGUGUGAAAAGUAUUCAUUUGCCGUCUUCGUUACACGGCUUAAACUCUUUAAGAGAAUUAGAUCUCUCAUUUUGCGAAUUAGCUGAUGAUCCAAUCCUAAGGGAUCUUGGGAGUCUAAUUUCUUUACGACAUUUGGAUCUUGAAUGGAAUAAUUUUCACACCCUACCCAGCCUGAGUGGUCUUUCAAAGCUUGAAACAUUGAGGUUAAGUGGAUGCAAAUAUCUUCAUACAAUCCUUGAUUUACCAACAAAUUUGACAUUUCUGUAUGCGUUUAAUUGCCCUGCAUUGGAAACAAUGCCCAAUUUUUCAGAAAUGUCAAAUAUGAGAGAACUGAAAGUAAGUAAUUCAACCAAACUUACUGAGGUACCAGGCUUGGAUAAAUCAUUAAACUUCAUGACAUGGAUUAGCAUGCAAAUGUGUCCCAAUCUCACAGCUGAUUUUCGGAAGAACAUUCUACAGGGAUGGACUUCUUGCGGACUUGGUGGUAUAUCUCUCCAUGGGAAUUAUAUUCCUGAUUGGUUAGAGUUUGUCAAUGAUGGCAAUAAAGUCAGUUUUAAUAUUCCUCCGAGUGAUGAUCGUAAUUUUAAAGGGCUGACUGUGUUGUGCAUUUACCGCUCAGGCAAUAGAAUUGAUCGUCAUCUUCCUCUUGACGUUACUGUUAUAAAUAAUACCAAGCGUACUAUGUUACGGGCCUACAUAGGCAUAACAGAUUGGGAGGAGCUAAUAUAUGAAGACGAUUAUCUUUGGCAGGGACAAUUAUCUAACGAUAAGCUCAAUUUGCAAGGCGGGGAUAAAGUUGAUAUAAUUUUUGAAGACUCUUUUGCGAGUUUGCAUCCUGAUUAUUAUGUGACAAUGAAGAAAACAGGGGUUAAUCUAGUAUGGGACAAAACUAUGAUGGAAAAUAUGCAUGAUUUGGACGAAGCCAGUUAUGUUUUUGACCCACAUCCAGCUCGGUUCUAUGAUGCAUCUGAUAAUAAUCAUCCCAUAAUCUAGAAUCACUACAGAUGACAGAAGUGGAAGAAAAAAAAAUAUUUUGAAGUGAAAGCAUCAUCUCUGGAAUAAAUCACACCCAGAUCGGUUCUAUGGUCAGGCACGAUCAAGGCAGUGAUGCGUCGUCAACAUCAGGCUCAUCCUCAUCAUCACAUAUAUGAGUUCCUGGACUACAGAUCACCACCAACUUCAUCAUCAGCAACAGCAAGUCGAUAUUUCAUACUUCUUUCAGAUUCUUAUGAUUUUUCAAGAACACAUCACCAAUGUAAAGAUGGUUCGGGGGAACAUAAACACAGCAUAACUCUUCGUCUCUGGAAUAGCUCUGCAAAAUAAUUCUUUCAGUCCAACCAAGGGUACUGAAAUUUUCUAUAAAGUUCACCUGGGGAUAUGGCAGAACUAAUCUGCUUGGAGGCAUUGUAUAUAUGACGAACAAACGGCAUUCUUUUGAUGAACCACUCUCCAAGGCCAGGACAGAUGCACUGAUAUAAAAGUCAAGAAUCCAGAGCCAUACGGCUCUAAUUCAAAGAGACAUAACAAUUCUGCGGUACACCUGACAAGUAAUAAGUCAAGUACAGCUGACAAUUUAGGAAACGAGCCUGUUGGCAGCUUGACAUCUGGAUUGCAAGUAAAUGAGGAGCAUCAGCGAGAACCAAGCACCGGGAGGGUAGUUGUCCUUGCAAUUGGAGAGUGGAGUAUCAGGUCACUGCUGCACAAAAGACUCUGCAAUAAGAAAAUCUUCCUAGCAUUUGGAGUUUGUAUUUUACCACUAUAUCGUGUGUACCGUAGUACCCAAAUCAACGUAGACCAGUUUUGAGCAUGAACUCUAAUUUCCAUCUUGUUGUCAGAGUUAAGAACCAGAAAUGUCACUUGAAUAAACGGUUGUAAACCCACUGAAAUCAACUGAGAUUCUGCACCUUGUCAAUACAUUCAAAAACUUGGUCUUUGGCAUCAUCUAAAACAUUUCUUCUUUUGAAACAAUGAAGUCAGAGAGAACCAGACUUGCAAUCAUAAUCCGUUUGAAUUUCAACGUCAGAAUUGCUCGGUAAAGGUGUUUCAUGUUUUUGCAGGAUGACUGGACAAACUAGUUUGAAUUGUUGAUCCAAUGUGCGUUGACAUGAUUCAGGGAUUGAAACUGAAGACUGAACAUUAUGUAUGGGAUAACAAUCAGCAUCAAAAUGAUCCUUCUGUGAGCAAUUUGAUGUGUAGGAAAAUCAGGUGGUGGUGAAUUAAGAUAUGAAGAUGGCGGUGAGCCAAGAACUCCUGGUGAAAAUUGAGGAAAAGACUUGUAGUGACAAGUGUAUCAAUCCACACCAUCCACACAAGAGUGGAAGCUCGAAAACUACUGGAUAGGGAGGAGGGUGCAGAGUACAUGGAAAACAUUUUUCCACUUUACAGUUUAUUCGGAUACAUCCCUCUACAUAUGCUCAUGUAUGCUGCAGAUGUAUACUUCUGGAGGCGUGUGUCAACCAUGCCUUUAUAUUUGGCUUCAAGAAAGGAACUGAGCACAGUUACUGCGAAGUUUUCCUCCUUAGCACUGGUCUUGCAGUACUUUCGUUGGGUGGUUUCCUGGCAAACUUACACUUGGACUUGAGUACUUAAAAAUACAAGACUCUGACUGAAUUGGCUCCUUUGGGCUUACUUCUUGUAAUUUUUGUAAGUGCCAGAGUCUACGUUCAAAUGCGUUUGUUACUCUUAUUCACGUUGAAAAUGGAUAUGGAGAUAGAUAGUUUCA
Molecule: messenger RNA, 5305 nt
Organism: Pyrus x bretschneideri (Chinese white pear)
Lineage: Eukaryota; Viridiplantae; Streptophyta; Magnoliopsida; Rosales; Rosaceae
Product: disease resistance protein RPV1
Exons: 10
Coding region: 292-3576 (1094 amino acids)
Biological process (GO): defense response; signal transduction
Molecular function (GO): protein binding; ADP binding
Source: RefSeq, a predicted model, not a curated record